Colius striatus (speckled mousebird) is the source of this 2997-nucleotide messenger RNA. RefSeq names its product ATR interacting protein (gene ATRIP). The transcript is spliced from 13 exons. The record is from RefSeq and is a predicted model, not a curated record. Lineage: Eukaryota; Metazoa; Chordata; Aves; Coliiformes; Coliidae. Gene Ontology annotation, biological process: DNA repair; DNA damage checkpoint signaling. Bases 20 to 2509 code for a protein of 829 amino acids.
CACCCGCCGCGCCCCAGCCAUGGCGGCGCAGUCCCCGCUCGGCCCGCGGAAGCGCAGCGGCCCGGCGCUGUGCGGGACGGGUCGGCCCGGGGCCGCCCCUCCGGCUGUGGGCAACGGCUUCCCGCCGCACAAGCGCCACAAGAGCUCGGCGGCGGCGCCCUGGGAGGGGCCCGGAGAUCCCUUCGGGGACGGCGACGACUUCACGGCGGACGACCUGGAGGAGAUCGACAUCCUGGCUUCGCAGGCGCUGUCGCAGGAGGCCGCCGCGGCGCCGCGGGAGAGCCGCCCGCAACGCGCGCCUGGGCCCAGCGGCGCCGCCGCGGCGGGGAGGACGCCGAGAGGAAACAGUACAGAAGAGAGACUGGUGAGAGAUGCAUUCCAGUUGGAAGUGCUGCAAACACAGCAUGAAGAAAUUAAGCAGAAGCUGAGGGAAAUGCAGGAUGAAAUUCUGACCAAAAACGGAGAGAUCAAAGUUUUGCGUGACUCGAUGCAGCAGAUGGAACAUGCCAUGGAGGAACAGAAGAGGUCCUACCUGCUACUGGAACAGCAGAAGUCCCAGGCCCUGAGUGAAAAAGAAAAAGAGUUCUCCAGAAAGUUGCAGUCCUUGCAGGCAGAGUUGCAGUUCAAAGAUGCAGAAAUGGAUGAAUUAAGAAGGCGACUUCAGAGCUGUGAAAGAAACAAACACGUUACUCAGAUGGCUUCACUGCCCAGCCCUAAGAAGAAUUUUGCAAUACAAGUGAAACCAGAAGCAUCUUCUCCACAGCCUGGAAAAAGGUCUUUUCCUACAAAGGAAUCCUUUGGUGCUGAAAUGUGCAUGAGGCCAUCGUAUUCUGCAGGACACUGCAUUACCCCGACUGCUUCAGUCAAGGAAGACAGUAAGACAAACCAUCCUGAAGUUUCAUCCCUGAAGCAGGAGACACUGGGAAAAAACGGUUCCUACAAGUGUGUAGCCAAAGGAAGCUCCCAAGGUUCUAUCUUACUGAAUACACUGAUGAAGCAGCCCCUUGUCCCUGGGUCAGUACUAGGACUGUGCCACCUUCUCAGUAGUAACUGUGAGCCUCUGCCUGGAGCUGUGUUGCAGCCUGACCGUUUGGAUACGAAGAGCACACACCUGUCCAGCAGCGGGAUGACUCCAGAAGAAACCAUUCCUCCUGUAUCCCUGCCAGAAGCUCAAAAACUUGCCAUAACAGGCUUGAACCUGAUUGCCAUGGACGAAGGAUUAUCUGAAGGAAGCCCAGGAGCCAGGCAGAGGGAGGUGUCAGAGCCCCCCCGCAGCAGGAUCCGAGGCGCUGUGCACCUCCUGCCCCUGGUGGAGCAGCACGUGGGCGCGUACUGCCAGGCGCUGCGGCUGGCGCACGGCGCUGCCUCUGCAAACCCGGCAGCUGCUGCCUCCAGAGCCAACACAAGUAUGGGGUCAAGUAAAGAGGACUUCAGGUUGUCUCUCGAAGAAACUACGGUUAUAUCACUGGGGAUUCUUUAUUAUUUGGUGUUUUAUAGCUGGGAUGUUGUCCAGGCCUUGCUGGCUGCUGAAGAGGGAAGAAGCUCUGCUGCCGGGGAGGAACACGUCUGCAAGGCGGACAAGAACGUGUCGUGUGAUGAUCAGUGUGGUACUAAAGAUGGUGCUGGGACACAAGGAGAGCUGCCUGUAGCUCCACAGGAUGCUCCCAGUAGCAGUGGAGCUCACCGUUCUUUGUUUAAAAAGCUGCUCCAGGUUCUAGAUGUUUGUGCUGCACGAGGCCUCCAGCCUGACACGGUGCUGAGCCACAGCCUCAGGGUUUUGCUGAAGUUAGCUGAAAAUUCAACACUGGACUUGCUAAUAAAUUUCCAGCACCUGCUGAGUAGCCAGACCCUGCUCCGCUGCCUGUGCCCAGAGAGCCCUUUGCCUGCCGUCCUUCUCACUGUCAGGCUCCUGGCUGUUCUUGCUCAGCACCCCUCCUUGGUUCCUCAGCUUUGUUCUCAUUCAGACACCUGCCUCCUCCUUGCACUCUACACAUACAUCACAUCCAGACCAGACAAAUCGGCCACUGACGUGCUUUGGCUGCGGCUGGAACAAGAGCUUAAUUGUCCUGCUGAGGGUGGUUCUAACGCCAGCUGUGUGUUUUUGUCCCAGACAGUGCGGCUCCUGGCGAGGUGCGUGGGGCACCGCAGCCCCGUGGCUUCGCUGCCUGCCACAGGCUGCCAGUGUCAGCUCGAGGUGGUUAAGGCACUAAUUAUAAUGUUACAUAGACAGUGGAUGAAGAUGAGAAGGUCAGAGGACGGCUUGUGUGCAUACAAGGAGCAACUGAUUCAGUUUCUACGGGAUGCUGUUUUACUGUUGCACACUCUCUCUCAGAAAGACAAACUGUUUCAUGAACACUGUUUGGAAGUUCUCCAUCAGUAUGACCAAGCCAUGCCAGGCAUAAGAGCCAUUCUCAAAAACACUCAAGUGCUGAGUGCCUGUGAAGAGAUGAUUUUGGAUGAAUUGUAUCCUGAGCCAGAAGCAGAAGACCAAGGAGUGGACUCCAGCUAACCGGCAUCUAGCAAUGAUCUCUGUCCUUCCUCAUCAUCCAAAUCACAAUAAUCAGUGCCAGUGUCAAUCUGAAAUGAAAAUCAUCUGCUUUAUUAAGGGAUGAUCCAAAGGUUGCACUUAAAAGCAGCACAACUCAGACACGGGUCUCUUGUAAUUAAGUGCCAUCUCAGUGUGGCUGAGAGCAAAGGAACUUUGAAGUAAGAAUUCUACUGCAAUGUAGUUUGCUGUGCCAGCUCCCCAGCAGCUUAGGACUGGCCCUGUUGGUGGGUUUCAUUCUUUAUGGCAUUGUUGGGAAUGGAAAUGUCACUGUGUUCUUCGUUUGACUGUGGCUGCAGCUGAGUUUGGUGCUGGGUGUGCUCAGAGGUUUGGGAUCACGGCGGCUGUCUGAACGCCCUUGGAACACGUUUGUUUCUUUUGCUGCUGUAACACUUGCUUGACUUCCAACAUUUUCCUGUUGAUCUUAGUAAACAGUUUGCUAUGAUUUUAAA